Molecule: messenger RNA, 3732 nt
Organism: Ictalurus furcatus (blue catfish)
Lineage: Eukaryota; Metazoa; Chordata; Actinopteri; Siluriformes; Ictaluridae
Gene: rab27a
Product: RAB27A, member RAS oncogene family
Exons: 6
Coding region: 328-996 (222 amino acids)
Biological process (GO): positive regulation of exocytosis; melanosome transport
Cellular component (GO): secretory granule; melanosome
Molecular function (GO): GTPase activity; GTP binding
Source: RefSeq, a predicted model, not a curated record
GGUUCAGCGAAGUGAUUCAUCAUGGAGGGGUGCGGUAAACGGGAAGUGGUGCUGCUUCACUUUACAAACAUUUCCAGCCGUGCCGAGUUCACUGCAGGGUGUAUGUGUGUCUGUGUGUGUGUGUGUAUGUAAGUAAGAGAGAGUUAGAGAGAGAGCUUUAAGGAAAUUCUUGCAAUAACCUAAAGUUGGUCUAAUAAUUAAUUAAUUUAAAGUUUCUACACGGUGUCGGUUUGUUUUUUAUUUUUAUUUCUGGAAGCGUUUGUGUUUUGUUUUUUUUCCCCCCAGCACAUUAAGGUUCUCCAACUGGUUCAGCAAGAGGCCCUCACUAUGUCUGAUGGGGACUACGAUUACCUCAUCAAGUUCCUAGCCCUGGGGGAUUCUGGGGUGGGAAAGACCAGCUUCCUGUACCAGUACACGGACGGCAAGUUCAACUCUAAAUUCAUCACCACAGUGGGAAUCGACUUCAGAGAAAAGCGGGUGAUGUACAAGUCCAGCGGGCCUGACGGUGCAGCGGGGCGGGGCCAGAGGAUACACGUUCAGCUGUGGGACACGGCCGGCCAGGAGAGGUUCAGGAGUCUGACGACGGCCUUCUUCAGAGACGCCAUGGGUUUCCUGUUGCUGUUCGACCUGACGAACGAGCAGAGCUUCCUCAACGUCAGGAACUGGAUGAGUCAGCUGCAGAUGCACGCGUACUGCGAGAACCCCGACAUCGUGCUGUGUGGGAACAAGUGCGAUCUGGAGGACCAGCGAUUCGUGAAGGAGGAGGAGGCUCGAGAGCUCGCCAGUAAAUACGGGAUCCCGUACUUCGAGACGAGCGCGGCGAACGGCGAGAACGUGGCCCAGGCCGUGGAGGUCCUGCUGGAUCUGAUCAUGAAGCGUAUGGAGAGGUGCGUGGACCGGUCGUGGAUCCCCGACGGCACCAUGCGCUCCAACGGGCACAGCGGGAGCGAGAUGCUCGAACCGCCGACACAGGAGAAGAGCAAGUGCGCCUGCUAGUGGCCAGACGGUGCCACUGCGCCAUCUUAUUAUCAGAAAAACGUCCACUUAGAUUAGCACAUAAAACACAUUAAAGCACCACUAGUGGCCAAACGGCGCCAUUACACCUUGUUAUACUGUUAUUGAACACGGGGCUGGAUCUCACCUUUAUGCUUUAUACAGUAAUCAGGCCUGAGGGUUUCCGAAAAGAAUUACAGUACCAGUUGUUAUAAAAUAUAAAUGUAACUUGAGCUUUUAAAGCUAAACUUAAAGAUGAACUUUUAAAGCUUGGGUAAUUCAGACCAACAGAUACAAGUUUGCAUGCUCCGACACACAAAUCUGAAGCCAGUACCAUUCGAUAAACUGUCCCAAGUGUGUCAGAUUAUUCCUAAACGCUGUUCUCUUGGGUGAAGCCAGUCGUUUUCCUUCUUAAUGACUUCUGUAAAUUGCCCACUUUUUGGAUUUGAUGUGUGUGUGUGUGUGUGUGUGUGUGUGUGUUUAUAUUUUCUCACUAGAUUUAAUGGACUGUGGAUUGGACUGGGAGGGGUUCCAGUGAGAAAGUGUGCGCGUGUGUGUUACCUUUUUAUCAGGUCGACGUAAAAUAAGGACAUGUUUAAAUUAAGGAAGAAAAAAAAAGUUUCACGAGUGAUUUAUUAAAACUUUGAUAAGACAAGCCGUGAAAAACAUGAAAGGGUUGAUUUAGAUACACGCCGUUCCCUCACGCCAUGAAUAUUUAAUAAUAAUGGAAGCCUGUCACGAAGCACGAAAUCUUUGGCGUGACCGUCAACCUUAAACCACACCCACUUCUUCAGUGACGUACGACACAGUAGGACGUGACGCGCACUUCAUGCCGAGACGACGUAACCCGUCUUCACACGCUUACAAGCUCGCGCGUUUUGUAUUGGUCGUCACGUACCGUACGUGUUCUCCAGCACAGCAGGUGGCGCCGUUUAAAAUCGAGACAGUUUCCGCGACUACAGGAAGACGAUCGGUCGCUAUUCAGAGUCAUGUCCAGACGAAUCGGCUGUAACGACCACAUAGCGAAUCUGUAUGAUCCCGGUUAGCUCUGUAAUUACGUCUUAGUGUUUGCCAAACAUCAAAGCACGAGAUAGGCCGAAGUGUUUAACAAAAAUAAAGCUUCACGGUGGAGGCGGACGAUAGAAUAGAACGUUACGUAAGCGGCCAUGUUGGGCAACUGUCUUGGAAUUGCUUUUUUUUUUUUUUUUUUUUUGUAUCUCCGCUCGGUUUUGGGAUCACUACGCCUCUCUAGGCUCCGCCCCCCCAGAGUAAGUGCAAGAUUUUCUGUGAAAUAGACCUCCGUUAUUACCGAACACGUCACGUUUGAUUCUGAGUUUCCUUCCGAGGUAAAUCUCGGCUCGGUCGUUGCCUGGAAGUCGCCUUAAGUCGGGUUUUAAACGUGCGAUCAGUGAGGAGACGUCGUUCUUUAUUCAUUUUACUGCGUUUCAGUUCUUUUUACGUCGACCGUGCGAUUUAGUUCUCUCACUAGUCGUCUCACCUGAAAUGAUAUUGUACGAUUAUUAAUUUUUUUUCCUCCACGUUAUGAAUUAUGAAUAGUAUACCACCAGGAAUUUCCUGCUUCGUUUAAACUGCUUCCGUCAUUACAGAUUGGGUCAUGUUCUUGAAGUAGUCCAGGGCACAGGAGAUGAUUUGAGAUGAGAUGAUUCAUUUGUAGGCUACAUCACAUGCAACUAUGCAUCUUUCUUUACCACUUGUUUUUGUGUGUGUGUGUGUGUGUGUGUGUGUGUGUGUGUGUGUGUGUUUUUUGUUCUCCAACACAUCACAGUGUGAAUCACAGGUUAAAUCAGGAGUUCAGGCCUGUAGGCUUGAGAGAAACACAAGUUAGGAGCGCUGACUUGCUGUACAUUUCACUUUUACCGCCGAAUGAAUGUCCGUAAUGUUUAUAACCCAGACGUGCCAAUACGACCUAGUGUGUGUCACUAGCUUGUCGGUCUUGCAUCUUGUGUACUACUGUUCUACUGUAAGAGUAGAAGUGGAGAAAAUGAAACCGUGUGUGUGAGCGUUAAUGCUUCAGUGCACUAAGAUUUAGGACUGGAUUCACACCUGAAGUGCCUAACCUAAUGUAUAGUCUUUAACACUGCGUCCAUGCCGAACACUGUCUCUCUAUGCCAAACCUUUUUUCAGAAAAUAAAUAUAUUUUAUUAUUUAUUAAAAAGGCUUCACAAAGCAACUCUUGUCUGAGAUUUAUUUAUUUAUCUAUUUAUUUAUCUAUUUAUUUAUUUAGUCCUUAACCUGUUGCUUCUUUCAUGUGAUGAAUGGUUUCGAAAGUGUCGUAUUACAGUAAGAGUGGUGUUUUCCGGCGCUUGGGGAGUUUAAUAGUUUGCUGAUUUUGCAAAAAGUGUAGAUGAGAAAAUCUUUUCCCGUCACACUGGGCAGGAGAUGCUAUAUGAGCUUAACAAACACUAAUUAAUAAUUAUUUAUUCUUAUUUAUUUAUCGAGCAAAAAUUCCCCGAGGCUAAAAAGCGGCUAAUCCGAACGAUCAUCGGAAUCGGCGAAUCGUUUUACCGACUCGGAUCUUUUGAAUCUCGUUCGGCAAAACGAACGAAUAUCCGGACAUUCGGUUUAUUCCUUCCGUUUCGUUUGACUCUGACCAGUAGACUCCGGGAGGCGAACUAAUCUUUUCUAUCUCCCGUACACAGCCUGUGCGGUUUUCACGUGACGAACGAACGAAUCGCUCUGAUACGACUCGUUAUUUGCGAGUCGUAUAAAAGAUUCGUU